AUGUCGCCGGCCUCGCAAGGCUCAAUCGCGCGGAUUGGUCGCAUGUGCGCCACCGACGUUGCCAACCUUGGUUCGCGGGUCUUCACCAAGGACAGAGGGGAGUGGCGCAGCCGCAUGAAUCGUCUAGAGUCCUUUGAUCAACCAGCCAAGGAUUCCGACACCACGAAUACGAUGGCGAGCUUCGGGAGGUCAUUCAAGACCUCGUGCCUUUCGACGGCCGGGCGAAGACCAGGAACCUCCCGGCGGACGCUCUCCAACUCGUCCGACAUAUCGUCAACCUCAUCCAGCUCCUCCCACUCUGAGGACCAGUUCGUCCUGUCCGCGUGCAACACCCCUAGCACCGAAAAACCACCCGUAUCGAUAGGUCUCGGUGCUGCGCAGAUGGGUACCACCUCGGCCCCACCCACGAACUCAGCAGCAAAGGCCUCUCAAUCUUCAAAUCCCUCCAGGCCCAACCGUAGCAUGCCAAUCGCCAUCGACUUUCCCACCAUCCGCAAGAUCAACACCGCCCCGGUUUACACGCCACCAGAACCGUUGUCCGCUCGCGGGGAUAUUCCCGGCGGUUAUUUCCCUCUUCACGAAGAUCCCAAAUCUCGCGUUCAUCGGCCACAUCCUUUCCACCCCGACGCGAAGAAGAGCCAACAUCAAUCGAUCCCCAGGGUCGACGGACACGAAUCCUCGAGGCAGCGAGCUGACCGCGCCACCGACCCCGUUUCUGCCAUGUCAGAACCUGCGAGAUUUCCAACCAUGGGGGCUAUCCGUGCAUCGGACCCUCAGGGCCAUACUCCCGUCACCUCGUACAUCCCCCUUGGUGCCCAUGAUAGUCCCCUGCCGAUGGGGAAAUAUUACCCCUCGAAUUACGAGAAACGCAACACCACCGGUAACCAACAUUCCCGGCCACCAGCCACGGCGCGGUCACCCUAUGCCACCCAGUCAGAUUCCCAAACGCCCAAGCACAAAUUAGACUCUCCGCAUUCGCGGAUGGACUCGGAUGUCAAACGCCGCCUGCAACAGUACCAGCGCGAUAUGAUUGCACAGGCCUCACAGGCCGCAAGCGAAGUCUUGGGGGGGAGCACAAAACUCGGCAGCUCGAGCCUGACAGGGAGCACCUCCAUCCCGGAUGGCACAGUGUGGAAGAACAUACAGCUCGGGGGGUCAAUGGUGCAUGGCCACAAGCCCUUGUCUCCCAGACUAUUGCCGCUUGGCAGUCCUGGACCGGUCACACCGAUCGAUUUGGAAGGCGGCCUCGGCGGUGACAGCUACUUGACCAGGGGCGUGGCCGUCGCUGGUACGGAAACUGGUCAAGAGCAGGAGGCAGCCGCCCUGUCCGUCCGAGGUGAAGGAAACCGCCGACGAGUGCGAGAAGGCGGGAUCUCCCCUGUUCCGAGCCACUGA
Messenger RNA from Phialemonium atrogriseum, 1395 nucleotides. RefSeq lists its product as uncharacterized. The transcript has 4 exons. Lineage: Eukaryota; Fungi; Ascomycota; Sordariomycetes; Cephalothecales; Cephalothecaceae. Bases 1 to 1395 code for a protein of 464 amino acids. The record is from RefSeq and is a predicted model, not a curated record.